This is a messenger RNA of Megalopta genalis, 1597 nucleotides long. RefSeq names its product phospholipase A1 member A. Gene Ontology annotation, molecular function: serine hydrolase activity; lipase activity. NCBI's taxonomy places the organism in Eukaryota, Metazoa, Arthropoda, Insecta, Hymenoptera, Halictidae. Gene Ontology annotation, biological process: lipid catabolic process. The record is from RefSeq and is a predicted model, not a curated record.
ACCGCGCGCGCGCGUUAAUUCCACCCAUCGUUCCGCGAUGCCGCGCGACGCGCCUCGUUGUCCGUCCUCGUCGCGAUUCGUGCAUACGCGCGCACGCGAUCCGUAAAACCGGAGGAACGGUCGUCUCGCGUCGGCCGCGGCCAGAGUUCGUUCGCCGUCCGAGUUUACUUUCUAAAAGUUCCCCCGUCGCGUAUCGUCGCGCGUGGCUCGUCCGCAUCCUCCCCGGUGACUUCGCGUUCCGCGAUCGGCCGCGAGAACGGAACAGAACAGAACAGAACGGAACGGAACAGCUACCGGCCCGCCGCGCCGCGCCGGGAACGCGCCAGUUCGACCGAUUUUUCACCACCGCGUGGCUGGAUGUUAUAUCACGAACCACGGGAGUGCGGGAGAUGGCGGUCAGUGUCGUGAGAUACCUGCUCCUCGUUCUCCUGGCUUCGCUGCAAACGCUGCUCCGACACCACGGUGCAAGCGCUGACACCAAAACGUUCAAGGACCUGUUCAACAGCUCGUCCUGCGCGCAGCCGCCCUUCGAGUGUCCGCACCCUCGAAUCGAAUAUUAUUUAUACACGAGAGACACGCAAAAGAAACCGUUACGCUUAGACGUUCGAAGAUUCGAAUCGCUUCAUUAUUCCAGGUUUAACAAGUCGCACCCUACGAAAAUCAUAAUUCACGGUUUCGGCGGAGGAAGAAACCUAAUACCUAGUCCAGAUCUUCGGAAAGCGUAUUUCGCGCGAGGCAAUUACAAUAUUAUAAUCGUCGAUUAUGGUACCUUGGUACGCGAGCCCUGUCUAUCGCAGAUACAGUGGGGUCCAGAUUUUUGUGCUCGAUGUAUUGCUCAAUUGGUAAGGUACUUGAGGGAUCAUCCUCGCGGCACGAGCGUCGAGAAUAUACACGUGCUGGGAUACAGCGUGGGUGCGCACAUAGGCGGCCUCAUCGCGAAUUACUUGCCCGAGGACAAACUUGGAAGAAUCACAGGGCUGGAUCCGACUAUAUUUUUUUACAUGAACGGCAACCGGUCGAUGGACUUGGACGAAACCGACGCGUACUUCGUCGACGUGAUCCACACCGGUGCUGGCAUUUUGGGCCAGUGGGGGCCGACCGGACACGCGGAUUUUUACGUGAACGGAGGCUCGAGCCAACCCGGAUGCGCGACGACCUCUUUGCUUCAGACCUUGUCAUGCGAUCACACAAAGGUAACGCCUUAUUACAUAGAGUCGAUCACGACAAAAGUAGGAUUCUGGGCAGCUCCGUGCGGAAAUCUUUUCUCCUACCUGAUCGGAUGGUGCAAACCGCGGCUGGAGGAAUAUAUUCUGAUGGGAGAAGACGCCCCUCAUACAGCUCGAGGCAUCUAUUAUCUGUCAACAAACGCGCAAAAACCGUACGCCCUCGGUCUUCCCGGAAAAAGCCAGCCAACGACAAAUCGGAAGCGAUCGUCCUACCACCAGUAUUGAGCUUACUCAAGCAACUGAUCAACAUAAUUAUAGAGUAGUUUAUCCGUAAUCGAUUUUAACCAUUGUACGUUACGUUCGUCUCUCGUUGUUGCGCUUUGUACAAUUUUUAAUUAGUCCUUACGUAAUAAACUAUUUUUUCUACGCAA